UCAAAAUUACCCAUUUUAGCUCCUCAUUUCAUCUCUAAACCAUUCAUUUCUCCUCCUCAUUAUGACCAUUAAAGGCGGCACCAGCCAGGCCUGCGCUGCUUGCAAAUACCAACGUCGCCGCUGCUCCAAAGACUGCGCCUUGGCGCCCUAUUUCCCGGCUGAUCAACCCAAGAUGUUCCAGAACGCCCACCGCCUCUUCGGCGUAUGCAAUAUUAUGAAGAUACUCCGACAAGUCCACCCUUCUCAGAAGGAUGAGACGAUGACUUCCAUUAUCUACGAGUCGAACAUGCGCGCUAGGUUUCCGGUUCACGGUUGCUGCGGCGUCAUCUGGCACCUCCAUUACCAAGUACAACAGGCUGCCGAUGAGCUCCGGCAAGUUAAAACUAGGUUAGCCAUGGUGAAGGAGCAGUUUCAAAAUCAAAUGAAUAACAACGUCGUCGGUGGCGGUCCUCUCGAAGGGAUCGUGGACGCGAGUUAUCCAAUUUACACACAACAACAGCCACAAUACAACGGAGGAUUGAUGGUAAAUCAAAUGACGGGGGAUGGGAGUGAUUUUUUUGGAAAUGGGAACAAUGGUGGGAUUUAUGAGGAUGAUAAUAAUGGAUUGAUGUUGAAGGAGUUGAGGAUUCAACAACAUUACAACGAUAAUUAUGGAAUAAACAUUAGUAAUGUUGAAUCCAUGCUAAUGCAAUCUAAUUUGAUACCCACAGUUCAAGGUUACCCUUUGCAACAAGAAAUGGAAAUUUCUCAUGAUUAUGAUGAAAUUCCAUUUGAUACCAUUGCCGAUGAUCGACAGUCCUAUAUUGAAUCCAAAGAAGGAUGCGACUCUAGUGCAGAAUCAACAUUCAAAGAUGUGUCAGAAUCAUCUGCUGAAUAUGUUUCAAGAAUUGAGCUCAAGAACGCGGCAGCUUGCUUCAGUCUAACAAGUCAUGUCAAAUAGAAGACCAAAACAAGACCACAAACAAAUUUGUAUGU
Momordica charantia (bitter melon) is the source of this 975-nucleotide messenger RNA. RefSeq names its product LOB domain-containing protein 4. NCBI's taxonomy places the organism in Eukaryota, Viridiplantae, Streptophyta, Magnoliopsida, Cucurbitales, Cucurbitaceae. The record is from RefSeq and is a predicted model, not a curated record.